AUGCCGAAGAAGGUGCAUCGCGGCACGCCGCCAUCCGCGGCGGUCUUUGAGGAGGACGUCUUUGAGGACGACCGCGAAGAAGCGGGCGCUCGCCGCCGCCGCGCUCUCGACGAUGACUCUGAGGAGAGCGACGGCGGCCUGGCAGGCGAGGACGAGGAGAUCACCUCGGAUGAGGACGACGACGGGGUCGGCGUCCGGCGGCGUCCGGAUGAUCUGGAGUCUAUGGGCUCAUCGGUCGACCCCGAUGACGUCACAGAUCUCUCACGCAUGCUCUCUGAGAGCGACGGCGAGGGCGCUGGUGGCGGCGGCGCGGCCAAGAAGAAGGCCGCCCGCUCCUCCGAGGGUGCCGCAAUGCUGCAGGCCGUGGGAUUGCGCGCGAGCGGCGCCCGGCGGCCGCGAGAGCGCACCGAGGGCCACGAGGAGGGCGAGCUGUCGAUGCCCGAUGCCCCGCAGCUGAGCGCGGGCUUUGGGCAGCUGCAGCGCGACCUGCAGGGGGUGGCAAAGCAGGGCGCUCGUCGCUCCUCCCACGCGCAGCUGACCGCGCCGCUCGAGCUGAGCGACAAGCGCAGGAUCGAGCGCAAGGCUGCGGCGGAGGCGGCGCACGCCGACGUGUCUGGGUGGGAGGGUGCGGUGCAAAAGCAGGCGGCUGCGGAGUCGCUGAGCUUCCCGCCGGAGCGGCAGCACGUGCACGGCGCGACGCUUGGCUCGCUGACCGCGGGCGCCUCCAAGAACGACCUCGAGCGCGGCGUCGACGAGCUGCUCGAGGCGCAGGGCCUGAGCGAGCGCGCCGUCGCGGCCGCGGAGCGCGAGGCGCUGAGCGGCCUCGACCAGAGCGCCCGCCUCACCCCGCAAGAGGCGGCCAAGCGCAUGGCGGAGAUGAAGAAGAUGCGCGACUUGCUGUUUUACCACGAGGCGAAGGCCAAGCGCGUCGCCAAGAUCAAGUCGCGGUCGUACCGCAAGGUGCACAAGAAGGCAUCCAAGGCGCGGGCGGAGGCGGAGGAGGCGCUGGACAAGCACUCGGCGCAACGCAUGCAGAUGAAGCGCGAGGUGGAGCGUGUGCGCGAGCGCAUGACCCUCAAGCACAAGAACACGUCGCGCUGGGCAAAGCACGCGCUCAAGCAGCAGAAGCACAACCCGGCGCUCGCCCAGGCCGUGCAAGAGCAGCCGGCCGAGCGGGACGCAAAGCUACUGUGGAAGCUGCAGAAUGAGGCUGAGCCGGAGCGGCCGAGCAAGGGCGUGUUUGGCAUGGCCUUCAUGCGCCGUGCGCACGAGCGGCAGCGUAGCGAGGCGCAGCAGAUGCUCGACGAGCUGUCGGCGGACUUGCGCCACGGUUCGGUCGCGGUGCCGGCGUCCGGCGGACGGGGCGACGAGGGCAGCGAUGCUUCCGACGAAGAGGGCACAGCCGGCCGCGACGAGGCGGCGGCGGCGGUCGCGCCACCCGCCGCGCCUCCAGCAGUUGCGCCCGCCCCGCUCCCAGCGCUGUCGACGGCGGGGCAGUUGCGCAAGACGCGAGGCGCGGCGGCGGUCACCGUCGGCGCGAGGCUGCCCAUGGGGAGCGAAGGCCAGGAGGCGGCGGGCAGCCCUGCACUUGCGCGGCCUCGCGCGGACAGAAGAGGCGCCGGCGGGAAGUCGGCGGAGCCGGGCAGCGGUUGGGCAGUGCCCGACAUCGUUUCUCCCGCUGGCCACACGCUGCUGCCGCGCGCGCAAUCGGACCAUUUUGCGGGCGGUGUGGCCGCUGCCGCGCUGGCCCCGCCGGCGGCGGUCCGCGUUGCAGGGCCAGACGAGCAGGGCGAGGCUCGGGCGGAGGGAGCGCCGGCGAGCAAGGGCAAGCGGGGGAGAGCGAGCAAGCGCCGGCGUGGCGCCGUGGCGGGCGAGGCGGACGGUGCUGCCGAGGAGGCGGCGGACGCGGAGGCUGACUUCGGCCACGGCGGGGACGAGCUGGUCGACGGCGCCUCCCUUCUGCUGCCGUGCGCCAGCCAGCGGGCACUCGUCGAGGCCGCUUUCCCGGAGAGCGCGGUCGCGGCCGAGUUCGAGGCGGAGAAGCGGGGCGUCGUCGAGGCGGAAGCCGGCGUGGAGGAGGAGGAGACCCUCCCUGGCUGGGGCGAUUGGGCGGGUCUGGGGGCGCGCGUCGGCAAACGCCAGCUGGAGCGGAAGCGUUCGGCGGCGGAGGCGCGGCGCGAGCAGCUUGAGGCGGCGGCUGCAAGGCGGCAGGACGCGGCGCUGCGCCACGUCAUCGUGUCGGAGAAGCGCGACAAGAAGGCGGCGCGCUUCACGGUCGCGGCUGUGCCCUUCCCCUUCAAGACGCGCGAGCAGUUUGAGCGGAGCAUGCGCAACCCGGUCGGCCUCGAGUGGAACACCGUGGACUCCCACGCGGCGCUGGUCAAGCCGCGCGUCUCCACUGUGCGCGGUGCGGUCAUCGAUCCCAUCGCGCAGCACCGAAAGGCGGAGGGGGGUGGGGGGCGCAAGACCAAGCGACCCCGGGUAUAA
Emiliania huxleyi CCMP1516 is the source of this 2487-nucleotide messenger RNA. RefSeq lists its product as hypothetical. Gene Ontology annotation, cellular component: small-subunit processome; nucleolus. Gene Ontology annotation, biological process: rRNA processing. NCBI's taxonomy places the organism in Eukaryota, Haptophyta, Isochrysidales, Noelaerhabdaceae. Bases 1 to 2487 code for a protein of 828 amino acids. The transcript is spliced from 8 exons. The record is from RefSeq and is a predicted model, not a curated record.